AUGCCUGUCCCGAUUCCCGUCCCUCUGCGCGCCAAUGCCAAUAUGCGCCUUGAAGCAAAGUACAAUGUCAUUACAGAAUGCAACUUCGACUUGCAUUCGGCCGCGGCAACGGGCAACAUGGGCCUUGUGGAGUACGCUCUAGCUCGUGGGCAGCCCAUCAACUCCGUUCUCGAUGGCGUUCUUCCGCUUCACGCUGCAUGUGCUGGAGGAAAUGAGCAGGUCGUCAAGCUUUUGAUCGAACAUGGUGCAGAUGUUAAUGCCCCAAGACUACCGCGCCGAUAUUCAAAUGAGAAAAAUCGAGAUGCCUCCGCUCCAAUCGUCGGUACCUCUGGCUCAACGCCUCUCCAUUUCGCAGCUGCUAACGGCAAUACCAACAUUGUUACCGCCUUGUUGCUCAAAGGCGCUCACCCUGACCGCUGCGAUAAACACGGUGUCACCGCAGAAAUGCUUGCACGUCAAAAUGGCUGGUUGGAGUGUGCCGAGGUUCUGAAGACAUGGGUACAAAAUAAAGAUAAAGAUCUUUUGGAGCGCGAGGCCCCUGCUUUUGAUAGUGUCGCCGAGAGCAGUCGGUCGGGACGGGAUAGACAGGGUUCCUUUGGUACCGACAUUGACGCUCCCGCAAGCUCUCGCAGACGUAUCAACGUGAAGCGUUCUAUGGACACCGCACUUAGCAUGCUCAAAGUCUCUUCUUCGGGACUGUCCGAUGCAUAUCACAAGCAUACGCCUGAUUCUUCAUCAAUGCCCCCUUCUCCCAUACAACCUGGAGAAUACUCUCAUUCAUUUGAUGGUGGACGCCGCUACAGUCCCAGUCCCAGUCCCAUCGAACCUGGCUCUCGACGUCCAUCACUGCCAUACAUACAUCAGUCGCAUCCUUCUGGUUCUCCGCGACGCCACAAAUCUCCAACACCAAGCAAGGGGCCGCCCAGCCCUCGGCGUCCUCGUUCCGCCGGCACGGGGGCAGAGAGCUCAGAAGCUAAUUCGCCGAGAAGCGGCAAGAGGCUGGGCACCAAGUAUUCUUUGAUGAAUAUAUUCAAGAAGACACAAGGAGGGGAGUCUACAUCGUCAUUUGAACGCAUACCAUCACAGCCGGCUUCCCUGGGAUCAAUCUCAAAUCUGGCUGCAACCUCGGGAAGUCCGUCAUUGCGUGGGAGCAACAGCACGAACUCUCUGGUCAGAUUUGUCGACAGAGUCGGAGAUAUACCCGUACGACCAGGCAGUUCAGCGUCCUCACACGAUAAACCCAAAGAAUCUACUCCUGACUCUGCACCCCCUACCGUCGCCGACUUUCCGAAUCUCUCUCCACAAUUAGAUGACGAUGAGCAAGAUUACGGUCGAACGUACGACCACCCUUCACUGAAGUCUGAGAUCCACACAAGGCCACGCGAUGGCUCGACGGCAUCCGGCUCCUCUAUAUCUAGUGCAGAGUUCCCGUUCAGUAUCAACCGCCCGCCACCUGAUCCGUUGGAAGAGGUCGCCAAACGUUCAUCUGAAGAUGGUCGCGAUAGAGGUGACUCUGUCAGCAGCACGAGCACUAAUCCCAAUUUGAGCGUGAGCGAUACGACGAGUGGCAGCGGGGGUAGCACAACGGCUACGCCUCCCUUAGACUACCUGGAAGCGGGUUCAGAGGGAGAGCUGAAGGUUUUCGUCGACGAGCCGCAGAGUGUCGAAUUCACCAAUGAAUUCGAUGGCUCUCUAGAUGAUCGUAACUCGCCUGGCCUCGAUAUCCUGGAACGUAGGGCUUGCUCACCAUUAGAGAUCGACCUUAGUUCCAUAUCGUCGCAUGCGCAGGCCGAGGCACUCGUCCAACGAGCUCAGCGAGAUAUAUUGGAGAUGGUGCAAGAGGAAGACCAUGAUACGGCUUCCAAGAUGCCAUUGAGUGCAAGGUUGGCUGCGUAUGGGGAGAGCCUAGCUUUGGAGAGAAGAUUAAGAGAGCAAAAGACUGAGAGCGGACAAGCAUCUGCCGUCGGCGAAGAAGGAUUCUUGAGUACUAGCACCGUGAAAUCCAGAUCUUUCGUGAAUCGACAACGUAGUAUGGAAGGCGGCCUGGCCCCGGCACCUGUACGGUCCAGAUUCCGGCGCCCACAUACCAGCGAUGGUACAUCUUCAAACGAAAGUGAGUUUAGCAUCCCUACCUCUACGCACAGUCUUGAAGGUUCCAGAGUGAAGCACCAUACAUCUCGAUCUGCUUCAGCUGCAGAAGCCUUCUCGUCUAAUGCGUCACCCGCGCGAUUGCCUGCUGGAUCCAUGUACAAACAGCCCAUACCACUCGCCAACAUCACACCUCGUAACCGGGAACAACUCAGUAGCGUCAGCUCUUUUGAAGGCGCUGACACCGAUACUGAGCUUGGACCUGGAUUGUUCCGAGUCUCUACUGCUCCCCAUCCCCUUCUCCCGUCUUCCGUACCAAAGGCAAAACGCGAACAGGCUCGUCAUCUCGCAAGUGCGAACAAACUAACAAGGAUGGGAUUCUCACGUAGCGAUACGGUGGCGAAGUCACCUCCUUCGAGUAGACGCUUCGGUGGAUUGAAGUCGUUGAUGCAAACCUUCAAAGGAAAGCAAUGA
Desarmillaria tabescens is the source of this 2562-nucleotide messenger RNA. RefSeq lists its product as uncharacterized. The coding region runs from base 1 to 2562 and encodes 853 amino acids. NCBI's taxonomy places the organism in Eukaryota, Fungi, Basidiomycota, Agaricomycetes, Agaricales, Physalacriaceae. Gene Ontology annotation, molecular function: protein binding. The transcript is spliced from 5 exons. The record is from RefSeq and is a predicted model, not a curated record.